GUAGAGAUAGCAGAUGUUGAAAAUGAAGAAAAAAGGUAUGAUCUCUUCCUGGGACUUCUGGAGUCUAGUCACAGUCCAUCCGAGUUUCAGCACUUGGUUUUACUCCUUCAAGCUUGGCCACCAAUGAACAUGAGCAACGGAUCAAGCACAGAUGAUAAUCCUUGGGUCAAACUGGGGACUGUUAUGCUACAGAGAUGCGCACCUGAGGAAAAGGAGAACACAGGAAAUGAAAUUUUGAAAAUAUGUCGUUCUUUGUAUGAGACAAAGCACAUGCUCCCUGCCAAGUGUAUAAAAGAAUUAUGUUUGCUGCUGCUUAACCAGUCCCUCCUGCUGCCAUCGCUGAAACUGAUGGUAGAAAGCACAGAUCAAGAUCUUCACGCUGUGGCACUGGAGCAGAUAUCAGCUGUUGCUAAGGUUGAUGAUUCCACUUGUGAUGCUGAAAUACUCUCCUUGCUCCUCAAUGCCAAGUUGGUGGUGAAGUGUGUUUCUACUGCCUUCUAUCCUCGCCUUAUUGACCACUUACUGGCUAACCAGGGAGAAGGUGGCUGGGAUGUAGAGGAAAUCGCAAAACAACUUAAAGAAGCAGGGUUCAGUGCAGAGGCUGGGUCCCUCCUGAUGUCUCAUCGAGGGACUCAUCCUGCGCUCAGGACUUUUACGACUGCCCUCCAGGCUAUUCAGCAUUGGAUCUAAAAACAUUGGAUUUAUGCAUUUGCCUGCCUUUUUGCUGGAGAUCUUACACAAAAGGGAGUAAUUGUCUUUCAAGUGAAGUAACAAAGUUUAAUUAUUGCCUGUGUUUUG
This is a messenger RNA of Eurypyga helias (sunbittern), 798 nucleotides long. Its product is annotated as neuroblastoma-amplified sequence-like. The transcript has 4 exons. Gene Ontology annotation, molecular function: SNARE binding. Gene Ontology annotation, cellular component: Dsl1/NZR complex; endoplasmic reticulum membrane. The annotation marks the transcript as partial. Gene Ontology annotation, biological process: retrograde vesicle-mediated transport, Golgi to endoplasmic reticulum. Lineage: Eukaryota; Metazoa; Chordata; Aves; Eurypygiformes; Eurypygidae. The record is from RefSeq and is a predicted model, not a curated record.